Molecule: messenger RNA, 868 nt
Organism: Halichondria panicea
Lineage: Eukaryota; Metazoa; Porifera; Demospongiae; Suberitida; Halichondriidae
Exons: 5
Coding region: 161-730 (189 amino acids)
Source: RefSeq, a predicted model, not a curated record
AGUUCAUUCCCAGAAAAGAGGAUUUGUAUGUAUCAGCUUGAGCAUUUCCUAUGACUUGUAUAGGUUGUAAAGAGUGAUCAACAAAAAAUCUCGAGCUCUCAUGUACUGGAAAUAGUGAUACUUUCAAGCUAUACCAUUUCAACACUGAUUCAUCAUCACCAUGAAGUUGCUUCUUCUCUCCCUGGUUGUCCUCAUUGGUGCAGCAGCAGCCAUGCCACACUUGACUAAAUAUCGUGAGACUGCUCUAGAAGCUAUAAUCAGCAAAUUACUUGGAAAAGAGAAUGAAGUAAUGAUUCAAAACACUUGUCCGAGUAAUGGAUACGUGCUCUAUUGGACGCAAAGUUUGAAAUUCAUUUUCAAACCCGUUUGCAAUGGAGCCAUGGUGUGCAUUGACGCCACCCAGCCACUCCCUCCUCUGUGUCCCUACUACUAUGCCCCAACAUUAGGGAGCUUGGGAGAAUGCCAGCAGCUUAGCUGGACAGUUCAGAAUAAGAUCACUCAAUUUGAAAUCUGUAAUAGCAAGCUUUACGGUACAUGUCAAAAACAAUCGGCCAAUGAUCUCAGGAGGACAAUGACAGGAGUGUGUGAUGGAAACACUCAACCUGAAGUGGUACAACAAAAACCCAGAGUGUGUGAGAUCAAGCCUGAUGGUAGCGAAGAUUGCGGUGUGGCUCAAAUUAUGGACAAGGACUGUUUCUGUAUCGGUGGUCGUUGCUCUGGGACAUGCUAACUAGGAGUGCCUAAGAGCGAGAGAGACGUGAACUUGAACAGUAACUCAGCGACAUUUUGUGGCCUAGUGCAUGCAGUAAUAUAAUUAUGUAGAGUUGUGAAAAAUUAGAUUCAAUUAAGGUAAAGAUUUCGAAAUAGA